CGCUCACGUCCAUGUCACGGCUAUAAGCGCGAACUUGCAUGAUAUGUCAAGUAUUCCGGCUUCUCUUAUCACUGCGAGGGCGACCAAGGUGUUGCAAAACAUGCUGAUGCGGGGUUUUACGACUGUGAGAGACGUUGGCGGCUGCGACUGGGGACUUGCAAAGGCAGUGGAAGAAGGAACAAUUCUUGGCCCGAGGAUCCUUUUUGGUGGCCAUGCGCUCUCACAAACAGGAGGUCACGGAGAUAUGCGACUGGCGGGAGAAGACGACAUUUGCUCGUGCUCGGGCUCCUUAGCCCUUGGUCGGGUAUGCGAUGGCGUCGCUGAAGCUCGUAAAGCUGCUCGAGAUGAACUUCGAAAAGGCGCUUAUCAUAUCAAAAUCAUGGCGUCUGGCGGUGUCUCUUCACCAACUGAUCAUCUUACUAGUUUGCAGUUUUCAGCUGAAGAAAUCUCUGCCAUUGUAGAAGAGGCUACGCAUUGCGGCAAGUACGUAUGCGCGCACGCCUACACCGCUACAGCUGUAAAGAGAGCGCUAGAGCUUGGGGUCCGUAGCAUAGAGCAUGGAAACCUCGCUGACACGGAAUGCUUAGAUUUGAUGAAGGUGAAAGGUGCAUUUCUAGUACCAACUCUUGUGACAUACCAUCAAAUUCGUCGCCAGGGUGAAGCGUCCGGUAUGGCCCCGGAGCUUGUUGCAAAGGUAGGGGACUUGCUAGAGAGAGGACUAGACGUGGUGGCACUAGCAGACCAACGAGGUGUGAAUAUUUGUUUUGGGACGGACUUGCUUGGUUCGAUGCACGACCAUCAACUCGAAGAGUUUUCUCUACGAUCACGCGUGCAGUCUCCUAUAGCGAUUCUUAAGUCUGCGACAAGUACCUGUGCGCAGCUCUUCAACAUGGAUGGCCAGAUUGGCUGCGUGGCAGAGGGAGCUUACGCAGAUUUGCUGGUGCUAGACAAGAAUCCAAUAGCAGAUAUCGGUGUUCUAGCCGAUCCCAACAAUCUGGUUAUGAUCCUCAAGCAGGGAGAAACUGUGAAGCUGCCGAAGGGACUGGCGACCAAGAUGGUAGAUGGCAGACCGUGGACUCAAAUUACAAGCUGAGAGCUCGACCAAGUAAGCAAGUGUUUAUGAUGUUCUUACAGUGUGAAUCUGUAGAGGAUGACCUUUGAGGGAAUUUACUACUCUGAGAAGGUGUUAUGUAUCAUUCAUCUAAAGUUGACGGUACGAUUCUGCGUUUUUCUUUGC
Messenger RNA from Selaginella moellendorffii, 1237 nucleotides. RefSeq lists its product as uncharacterized. The record is from RefSeq and is a predicted model, not a curated record. Gene Ontology annotation, molecular function: hydrolase activity, acting on carbon-nitrogen (but not peptide) bonds. Lineage: Eukaryota; Viridiplantae; Streptophyta; Lycopodiopsida; Selaginellales; Selaginellaceae. Bases 44 to 1093 code for a protein of 349 amino acids. The transcript is spliced from 5 exons.